Molecule: messenger RNA, 1464 nt
Organism: Guyanagaster necrorhizus
Lineage: Eukaryota; Fungi; Basidiomycota; Agaricomycetes; Agaricales; Physalacriaceae
Product: alpha/beta-hydrolase
Exons: 14
Coding region: 1-1464 (487 amino acids)
Biological process (GO): proteolysis
Cellular component (GO): fungal-type vacuole
Molecular function (GO): serine-type carboxypeptidase activity
Source: RefSeq, a predicted model, not a curated record
AUGUCCCCGUUCUCCUUUGUUCUUCUUGCUUGCUUAUCGGCGAGCGCCUUCGCGUCUCUAAGACAAAUUCCUGUCGUUGAUGGUAUCAUCGGAGGUGUUCCCAACGUAACUACUACCGCCACCAACAAGUUAAAGGUAGCGGCGGGGAAUGUGACCACAAAAGUCGGUCAACUUCGUGUUACGGAAAAUUCUGGCGUUUGUGAGACGACGGAGGGCGUUUACUCAGCUUCCGGAUACGGAGAUAUCGCCCAAAAUAAGAGCAUCUGGUUCUGGUACUUUGCGGCUCGGAACAAUCCCGACACUGCGCCUCUGGCACUCUGGUUCAAUGGAGGACCCGGAAGCUCGAGCAUGAUCGGUUUAUUCCAAGAGCUCGGUCCUUGCCGCAUAACCAACGACAGCUCUACUGUGGUACUCAAUCCCUAUUCUUGGAAUACAAACGCGAAUCUCUUGUUUAUCGAUCAACCCGUCGGCGUGGGUUUCUCGUACGGAACAUUAGACGUGGGAACCUCCCAAGAGGCAGCGGAUGAUGUCUGGACUUUCCUCCAGAUUUUCUUCUCCGACUCGAAAUUUGCGAGCUUAUUGGAUCGUGACCUCGCUAUAUGGACGGAAUCUUAUGGAGGGCAUUAUGGUCCCACAUUUGCGGCAUACUUCCUUUCUCAGAAUGAGGCUAUAGCUUCCAGGACCAUCUCAGGCUUGACUUUGAAUCUCAAGGUACUGGGCGUCGGAGACGGAUUAACAGACCCUUUAUCACAAUACCCAGGCUAUAUCACAUACGCAGCUUCCAAUCCUUACCACCCUCUAGUGUCAUCGUCAGUCAUCUCCCAAGCAAAUUCGUCAUGGUCUUCUUCCAGUGGAUGCAAAGCACAGAUCACAGCCUGUAACAACGGCGGUUCCAACUCUGUUUGCUCUAGUGCGCAAAGUUUCUGCAACGACAAUGUGUUGGGUCCAUUGGCGGGAAAUUAUGAUGUCUAUUUCAUACUAUCACUGAACCCAGAUCCGUACCCACCUAAUUUCACAAACUACAUCAACUCUGUUGCUAGCAAAAUUGGCGCGGAGGCUACCUGGAGUAUGUCGAAUGGCGACGUGUACGCUAACUUUGCGGCCACAGGCGACUGGAUGAGGAACUCCAGACCUGACUUGGAGACCGUUAUUAACGCCGGUGUUCGAACGGUUGUUUAUGUCGGUGACGCUGACUAUAUCUUGAAUUUCAACGGGGUAGAGGCCAUGGUGGGUGCGUUGGACAUGAAGUUCAGCGACAUCCUGAAGGAGGAAGAACUGGAAGAUUACACCGUCGAUGGACAAGCGGCUGGUCUACACAAGAAUGCUGGGACGUUUUCUUUCAUUCGGGUAUAUGGUGCAGGCCAUGAAGUGCCUGCAUACACGCAUGGAACGCUUCACUAUGGUCAAGCCGCUUUACAGAUGUUUACACAGAUCAUGGCCAACGAGUCUCUGUCUUCGACGUAA